CAGUAUUCACGCAGUAGUCACGCUGUCGAGAGUUGCUCAUUUUUGCUUAUCUUGUUGUCUUUUUUGUUGUUGUGUGCAGUGUUUGUUUUAUUUUGUGUGGGGUGUGUCUUGUUUGAGCCAGUCAGUUUGUGUGGGCGAUUUCGAGGUCCCCCCCCCCUUUUUUUUAUCAUUUUGCAUGCCAAUUAAGAGCUGUGAUGUGGCUGUUGUAUCGUCGUAUCGCUUUCCCGCUGAAUUGAAUGUCAUCAUGUUGAAAUCACCGAAACUUGUACGACUGGCCGACUUUUAUCUACGACAACAUAAAAAAGAAGGCGGCCGCUUCUUGACGGAGAGGCCAGCUCCAGAAACGAUGGCGACCACCUGCAAGAGUUACGUUUCCUAUCCAACAACGGCAACGGGCACGUCGCCCCCGAGUUCGAGGCUACCACCAGACGGACACGAAUUUCCGGGCGAUUACAUCGACGAUACGAGCACAACGGCCACAACGCAAAGCAGCAAAUUGACUGCGUCGGUGGCGCGCGGGCGGAGUGGCAGCGCUGGAGGGACGGGCACCGGUUGGCGGACUCACACUGGCGGAAGAGACGAGCGCAGUGAACGCAGUGUCAAGGACAAAAUUGCUUUGUUUACUAACGACGUCCAUCCAUCAGCUGUUGGAUCGACGUUAUCCUCCAGCAGUUCGGUGCGAAAUCAAGCGGCCGUCACUGGUAAGACGAAACAUCCGACGUUGUCGUGUUCAGUUGACAAUUUGAGCGUUGGCCGGUCGCCGAUGGUGUCGCCCGUCACCCGCUUGGAUUCGAGGACGCCGCCUCGUCACCAGCUGGCCGCUGCACCCACGGUGAAAGCUCAAAACGCCGUCGGUGACGUCGAGAGUCCGACGAACGUAAACUUGUGCGAACGUUCGCGCAGUUUGCUGGACGUGGCUCAUUAUUCAACGGCCAGCCAAGUCGGACAUCAACGCCACACCAUCAGUCCGUCCGUUUCAAGUGAGCACCAGCAACAAAGGAAAUCAUCUCUGGUGGGCUCGGAUGACGGACGGAAAAAGCUGACCCUGUCCAGCACUAAACUAAGAGGUUUGGUCAUUCCGGACGUUGUCGAUGGAACUCAAUUAGGGACCGAUCCGCCCAGUCGAGCCGUCAUGGAUCUUCCGGAAAUAAUUAGUAAAGAUUCCGUCAUGGUGGUUGGACUUUCGCCGUUUGCUCCGCUGCGCAGCCCCAACGGCACACAUGCUGGCGGCCAGGAUAUGACGGACAAUAGCGCAACUGUCCAGCCAAACAAACAAAAGACGACGUCGCUCAGCUCUUUGCCGUGGAAGAGCAAUUCGCCCAGCUUACCUAAAUAUUCUCCGGCGUUCAAGCGCAAAGAAUUGACCGUCCUGCGCACUCCGUACAACAAUUCAGAAACGACGGCCGUCUCGCCCGUCUCGCCCGUCAACAAACCGGCCCUAAUGACGAGCUUCUCUUGUCCGUCGGACGUCGACGGACCGCAGAGUCCCCUGGUGGAGAGCGAAAGUGGCGUCAAUGACAAUAGCGACACGGAUGGCGAUUCGGCCGUCAGUUCCAGCCGAUCGUCGUUCAGUCCGUCCGGAUCACCUGUUCCCGAUCGGAAUCAAUCGAAUCAAAUAGCCGACGAGGACGCAACGACGGCCUUGGCGGCGGCAGCCAGUCGAGUUCUCAAAGCGCAAAGUGUCGAGGCUCUCAAUCGUAAAAAUGUUCUCCAGUCUGCCCGUUACAGUUCCGGCGGAGGAAAUCUUUUGGAUCUGACACCUCCACUACCGCCGACUCUUCCGCCUCCAGCUGUCCCGUCACCGACAGCAGCCUCUGAGAUCAAGUUGACAGUGGACGUCAAUCAACCGUCUCCUACACCGUCGCAGGCCAGUCCGGCUGCGCGUCCUCCUGUCCAGCGUACGGCCAAAUUAUCUGGCGAGAAUUUCGAGCAAACGCUGCGCAAAUUCACGUCGGCCGAGGCGAGCAGCCGGAUCGAGCGCAGCGCGCCGCGCUUGCGUUUGUCUUCUUCCGAGAGGCUCGAAAUGAAGACGGCCUUAAUCACCGACAUUUGCAGCGAUCCUAGCAGCCCUGUGGCACAGAAAAGUGGAACGUUGCAUCGUGACAAUGGCUCUCCAUCAUCCGCCAAGAAGCUGACGACUCCAUCGUCUGUUGCUUUAGACCACCAAACGACUGGAUCGGCAAACGCGUCUAAAGAGAUCAAGAGCUUUCGGGCGUUGGCCGAACGUUGGGAAGCCAUUGCCAACGAAUCUCCGUCUUCUACCGGAUCUUCUCCGCCCGGCCCCAACAUCAGUUCCAGUUCUAAGAAAAUGAUUGAUUUGAAUCCGGUUAUUCAGCCGACCGUUCGAGACCUGCCUUCGUCGUCCGACAAUCGUGACGCGAUUCGAUCCGUUACGGCCGCAACGCCAUCCAGCCGAACGGCAACAGCUUCGUCAUCGGCCGAAUCACGUGACCACAAACCGACGACGUCUGCCCGAGCCGUGACCGGUCGCAGCGUCUCUGCCGGAGUGGUCGAGAUCCGCAAAGCCUUCGAGCGCGUCAAGGAGGAACUGAUGGAAACGGAAUCGAAUUGCCAUUACGGCGGAGGCCAGGAAUUGGGUGUAGUGGGCCUUGUUCACGGCGGAAACAGCCUGGAGGACUAUAAGCAAAACAAUCACUUCUCGCUUCAAUCGGGCAAUAAUAAUUCGCCCUCGCCUUCGUCUGGACAUCAUCAUUAUCAUCAUCAGCACAUGCGGAUGUCUUCGCUGGAUUCGACAACGAGCGAAGACAAUAGCCUUCCGUUCGGAUUGUACGGCAGUUGCUACGCUGGAUUCGGUUCGGCAUUCGGUGGAGGUGGAGGCUACGGCAGUUAUUACGGAGGACCUUUCGGCCCGUUCGGAGUCCGAGACAAUUACGGCAGCAUCACUUCGCUAGCGUCAUCCACAUCGCUCAUCUCACCGCAGGAGCUACAACAGCUGCUAGACGAAGCCAACCAAAGCCUGGAAGAGUCUGGCACACCAUCGCACGAGAUUGUCGUCGUUGUCCUGCAUCGUGGAGAUGUGGCUUCGUCGCUCAGCCCGGGACUGGGAAUCACGUUGGCCGGCGGUGCCGACUACGAAACCAAAGAGAUUACGAUUCAUAAGGUGAUUGGCGGCAGUGUGGCUGACCGGGACGGGCGCAUACAGAAAGGCGACCGUGUCCUCUCCAUUAACGGCAAAGGACUGAAAGGCGUCACACACCGUGAGGCACUCGCUAUACUCAAGGCUCCCAGACCGGAAGUGGUGUUGGUUUUGUCCCGGAACCGUUCCGUCUCGCCGCAAGAUAUCUGUCACGAUGUUGAUAAGGAUCUUCCUUCUGUCAUGAUCCCCGCCCUCAACACAGGACUGUUGGCUAAUCCACGUCAUCUUACCCUUUCCUCGGGAACCAAUGGCAAUGGAAUUAGCAGACCGCCUCGAAUUCUAGAAAGCCCUUCUGAUUUUACCAGCUACGAUCAUGCAUCUAACGAUGAUGAUCUUGGCCGUGGACCACCUGUGCAAGCGACGCUGUUAAAAGAGGGCGCCGGACUCGGUUUCAGUUUAGAAGGCGGCAAAGAUUCUCCACUGGGAGAUCGUCCGCUUACCAUUAAAAAGAUAUUCACCGGGGGUGCGGCCAGUAAGAACAGCACACUGCGCGUCGGCGAUCAAAUCAUUUCAGUCAACGACUGUGAUGUGAGGUCCAUGUCCAGGAUAGAGGCCUGGAACUUGAUGAAGAAGCUGCCCGACGGCGCCGUCUCCCUCAUCGUACGUCAGCAGAUUACAUCCUCGUAAAAGAAUGAAGGACACACACACACACACACACAUACACACGAAAAUGAAGAAAGAAGAAGGGAACACGUAUAAUUAAGAAAAAAAAAAAAAAAAACUAAAGAGAAAAUGCAACACACUUCCACGACGACAAACCGGUGCACCUCCUUUCUUCUCCCUUACACACACAUACAUACACACACACAUCCUUUUUAUUGUCAGCUUUUACUCCUCUUGUAAGCAACUGCAGAGGUAAUUUAAUUAAGGUAAUCUUGCGACUGUCUUUUAUCGCCUUCGUAUCGACGCUAUCUUUUCUCCCCCUUUUUUUUUUAGUUUCUUUCACCCAGGUUUAUACUAGCACUAUAGUUGAUCUCUUGACUCCUGCUUUUCUUGAAUCUUUUAUUAUUAUUGUUAUUAUUGUUUUGUUCUUUUUUACACUGAGGUGUUGGGCUCGUCUCCUAUUCAAUUUGUAUAUACAUAAUACGUAUACCAAUUCACCAAGUUUAUAGCUUCAAGCCUGGAAUGUGUGGUAUUUUAUCUGAAUUAUUGUAAUGAAACAACGAUUACAAGCUGAACGUAAUAAAUAAACCGUAUCUCUGUUUAAA
This is a messenger RNA of Daphnia magna, 4365 nucleotides long. Its product is annotated as PDZ domain-containing protein 2. Bases 176 to 3784 code for a protein of 1202 amino acids. The record is from RefSeq and is a predicted model, not a curated record. Lineage: Eukaryota; Metazoa; Arthropoda; Branchiopoda; Diplostraca; Daphniidae. The transcript has 7 exons. Gene Ontology annotation, molecular function: protein binding.